Striga hermonthica is the source of this 1923-nucleotide messenger RNA. Lineage: Eukaryota; Viridiplantae; Streptophyta; Magnoliopsida; Lamiales; Orobanchaceae. The record is from the annotation of a GenBank genome assembly.
AUGGCUCGGCGAGGAAGAAGACCGCAUCUGCUCCCCUCAUCAGCUGCCAUCUCCGUUGGGAAUUGUGAUGUCGUUGUGGAGGCAAAGAAUUUCACAUCCGAAUCGAAUGGGGACAGCCUUCUGAUAUCUAUGGCGACAUCUGGGAAAGUCAGAAUCUCAGUGGUGGAGAAAGUGAAAGAACAUGACGAUUUUGCAGGUCGAAGCACUAAGAAACUUGGUAAUGGUUGUUUUGUUCUUGCUAAUCCAAAAAAUUCAGAUGGUGAAACCAAGUCCCUUCUCCAGGAAGUUCUCUCUCUUUACAUGAAAGAGCUACCCGCAAUGAACUAUGCUUCUAAUACUGGAAAGGAGUCGAUGUUCCUAGAAAGAUGUGUUACAAAUGGGAAAUAUUGCACCUUAGUUCUGAAAUCCAGGGAUGAUAGUCAAGCGGGCGAGGUCAUUGCAGCAAUUACUUAUCAAAUAGUUCCAGUUGAUUCACAGUAUGCUGAGGUCCCUCUUACUGCCGUUAGCUCAAUCUUUCAACGGAAGGGAAUUGGUCGCUUGUUGUACUUGGAAUUGAGAAAAAGGCUCCAGAAUGUAGGAAUUCAAACUAUAUUCUGUUGGGGAGACAAAGAAUCUGAGGGAUUUUGGCUCAAGCAGGGAUUUGAAGUGCUUGGUGAGGUGGAUAAAAAGGGCAGAGGUCACAGGCUCCGAAUCAAGGCUGACGUCCGGAAGGCAUUAUGUUUUCCUGGUGGGUCAACCCUUAUGGCCUCACAUCUUCUCAAAGAUAGCUUGUCCGAACCAGUGGAGCUUCUAAAUCUAGGCUUACCCACAGAGUCCCUUCAGUUGGAUUAUCUAAACCAAGAGCCCUGGAAUAAUGCAAAGGGAAAUGAACUUUUGGAAGAAGAUGACCAGCUAGCUGAAGUUGGGUGUCCUGAGUCAGAGAAGUUAGUGAAUGGAAUAUGUACACUUGAUAAUGGACUUCUGCCACUUGCAGUAAGUUGCAGUUUGGUUGAUGCCUCAGGAAAACAUGAUGUUGGAAUUGAAGAUCAUGAGGACAAUUGCUCAUGGUCAGCGCUGGAUACUAAGAAAAGGACAUGGGAAGCCUCAUGCACCUCAUUGAAGUCCAAAAAAGUUAAGGGGACCCAUAGUGAUAGCCAGCUGGGCUCUCACUGUCUUGUAUGGACUAGUGAUGAGAGAAUUGCUAAUUGCCAUGAUAGAAACUGCUUGGGAACAAACUCUGGGAAUCAUAGCCCUCAUGAAAAAAGUGAAAAAUGCAGAAUGGUUGAUAUCAGAAAUGAAGACUUGUAUGUGCGCCCUGAAAUACCCUCUACAGCAAAAUGUAAUAGAAUUAUGUUAAUGAACAUUGCUGAUGAUGAGAAAAAGGCGCGUCUCUCCAAGAUAAUUGAAGAUCUGGGUGGAGUUGUUGCUCUGGAUGGAAGUGCUAGCACACAUGUUGUCACAGGAAAAGUUCGAAAGACAAUGAAUUUCUGUACAGCUCUCUGUUCAGGAGCCUGGGUUGUCUCAUCUGGAUGGUUGAAAGAAAGCUUCAGGAAGGGUGGAUUUGUUGAAGAAACACCCUUCAUUCUGGAAGACGAAGAUUACAGGACUAAGUACAGGUGCAAAUUGGAAACUGCAGUUCUCAGAGCUAAAGCUAGACCAAGUGCAUUGUUUAAAGGUCUUGAUAUAUGGCUUUCGCCUCAUGUACAACCCCCUCCCAGUAUGCUGUCAGUCAUUGUUAGGUCUGCUGGAGGAAAUGUCAUCCGAGCACAGAGUGAAAUAAAAGAUGUAUCCGAAACCAUAUUUGUGGCAUGCGAAGAAGACAUGAAGGAAGCUCUAACCGCAGUGAAGAUGGGGAUUUGGACGUUCAGUAGCGAGUGGCUUAUGAACUGUAUCAUGAAGCAAGAGCUUGAUCUUGAGGCCCCUCAAUUUGCAGAAUCCCUUUAG